CAGAACUUACAUUUUUUAAUUCGGUGUGGCCUUAAAAAGACGACAAGUGGACAGAAAGUAACUUUCAGGGAGAGAAAAAUGUCAAAUCUUGACCUGGAAAGAAUGGAGUUCUUCAACAGCGUCAUAGCUGGAUGUGUGGGUCCGUUCUGUAACAACUCUCUGCUCAUAUUUCUAAAUAACGGCAGCGGCUUGGAGACUUAUGACGAUGGAUCCCCCUGGCUCAGAAUACUCAUCUCUGUGGUUUACUUUAUUGUAGCCACAGCUGGAGUUCUGGGUAAUUUGUUGGUCAUGUUCCUCCUGUAUUCCACGCACACCAUCACCAUAGGCACCAUCAACUUCUUUGUUUUUAAUUUAGCUGUUGCUCAUUUUUUCUUUUCUUUGGCCUUGCCGUUUUGGGCGGUGGACAUUGCCCUGGACUACAACUGGCCGUUUGGCUUGGUCACCUGUAAGGCUGUUUCUUUGCUCACGGGGCUGAAUGUGUUCGCGAGCUGCUUCUUUCUGACGGCCAUGAGUCUGACCCGGUACUGCUCCGUAGCGACGGCCUUGAAGCCCGGCUCGUCCCUGUGCUCCAGAUCCUGCUCCUUCCCGCUGGCCACCGCCGUCAUCUGGGUGGGAGCGCUUGUCGCUGCCGCACCCCGAGCUGUCUUCGCCGACCUGAAGCACGUGGGCAAAGACACGGCGUGCCUGCUCCGCUUCCCAGACACCACCUGGCUGGGGAUAAACCAACUUCUGAGAGUGGUGCUGGGGUUUCUGCUGCCCUACGCCACCAUCAUCCUGUCUUACCUGCUUCUGCUGCGCUUCCUUUGCAAGCACAAACUCAAAGGCAGCGGCAGCUCCUCUAGAACCGCUGACAUUUCCAAGACUGUGGCAGUGGUGGUGCUUUCAUUCUGUGCAUGCUGGUUCCCGUACAACGUCCUCACACUCUGGAAUGUCCUCAUCCACUUUGACGUCAUUGAUAUCAGCAAGUCUUUCUACACGGCUCAGACGUACUUCUUCCCUCUGGCCAACUGCCUGGCUUUUACCAGUAGCUGCUUCAACCCCGUCAUCUACUGCCUGAUCAGAAAAGAAUACCGUGCGGCUCUUCGCAAUAUGGUUCUCAAGCUUAGUCUGGCAGUUAUGUCCAAGAUGCCUUACAAGAUGCACUCUGAGGAGGCGUCAGGGCAAGUGGGGUAUCCUGCCGUUCCACUCAACAUGUAUAGCCAGACGUCCCAAACAGACACAUGCAGAUACGAGCCCCUGUCCCCACUGCCAGGUUUGGAAACCCCUUUAUAGACCACCAGAACAACACAGCUUUUAUAAAAACAUUAAAGUCAAGGAUACAUUUAGACUCCUAACCUAUAGUGAUAUUCACUGUGUGUUGUACUCCUGUUAUAAGAAUAAACAUCGUAUUUCUGAAGCUACAUACACAUCGGCCAUUUGACAUGAGAAUUCAUAGUGUUCACACUGUAGAAGCAGGGAAGGGCUUCUUCCUCGUCUUUUGCUACUGAUAACUAGCACACUUUUGCCACCAACAGUUAGACGAGACUAGGCACAAAAUGUCAAAGAGGUGCAAACCUCGCGAUUUGGGCACUAAACAGAAAAAGUUUGGUUCAUUCCUAGAGUCCUUGUUCCAU
Molecule: messenger RNA, 1613 nt
Organism: Oryzias melastigma (Indian medaka)
Lineage: Eukaryota; Metazoa; Chordata; Actinopteri; Beloniformes; Adrianichthyidae
Product: relaxin-3 receptor 1-like
Exons: 1
Coding region: 79-1272 (397 amino acids)
Biological process (GO): G protein-coupled receptor signaling pathway; immune response
Cellular component (GO): membrane
Molecular function (GO): G protein-coupled receptor activity
Source: RefSeq, a predicted model, not a curated record